AUGUCUCGUGUUAUUGUGAAAGGAUUACCUAAAUACUUGAAAGAGGAUCGGUUAAGGGACUUGAUCGAGAAAAGAUUGAGAGAUAAGCACCAAAGCAGUGAUGUUAAGCAGUAUCUCAGUGAUGUCAAGUUGAUGAAGAAUAGGGACAAUGAGUCCAGAAGGUUUGCGUUCAUUGGUUUCCGUGAUGAAGAGGACGCAUUUGACUGUGUGAAUUUUUUCAACGGCACGUUUGUCGAUACAUCCAAGAUUGAGGUGUCUAUGGCCAAGAGUUUUGCGGACCCAAGGGUUCCUCAGCCAAUGCGUGAGAAGCGUAGGGAGGCUUUGAAAAGACUUAGAGAGAGAGAAGAGAUGUUGUUGGGUGAAAAACAGGAAAAGAAUAAGAAAUCCAAGCCUGAAAGCAACAAAAAGCACGAUAUCGAUGCGGAAAUUGCCAAGAACAAACAGUUGCAAGAGUUCAUUGAGACAAUGAAACCUUCCAGCCAAGUGACGUCUUGGGAAACGGUUCAGUCUUCAAAAUCUCUAGAAGAGCAACAACAAGAGCAAGAAAAACUUGGUGAAGAUAAAGAUGUUGGAACUGAAAAUGCGGAUGACGAAGGAGCUUCCUCCAACCCAUUGCUUUCGCAAGCGUUAGCCUUGAAGACGGGAUCAGGUACUGCCGAUGAAGAUGUGGAUAUGUUUAAGAUACCAGGAAAUGAAAGUGACGAUGAAUAUGUGGAACUAAACAAAAAUGGCAAGAGCAACAACAACGAAGAAGAUGACAGUGAAUCGAAGAUGAUGAGUCUUGAUUCUUUUGUUCCGGCUGAUGAUAUUGCAAAGGACGAAACAGUUUCUGAUUUAGACUGGUUAAAGAACCGUAGAGUGAGAAUUAAGGAUGGUGCGGAAACACCGGAAAGUAAAGCAGAGGAUGGGAAAGUAUCCCAAGAAGAACAAGGACAAGGACAAAGAGAAGAGGCCGCCCAAGAGGCCGCCCAAGAACCUGAGGAACCUCAAGAAUCUGAGGAGGAAAGAGCUCUAAAAAAGAUUAGGGAAACAGGCCGUCUAUUCUUGAGAAAUAUUCUAUACACAGCAACAGAAGAUGACUUUAGGAAACUCUUCUCCCCAUACGGAGAACUAGAAGAAGUGCACAUCGCUGUGGAUACAAGAACGGGUCAGUCUAAAGGUUUUGCAUAUAUACUAUUCAAGAAGCCCGACGACGCUGCGACUGCAUACGUUGAACUUGAUAAACAAAUUUUCCAAGGUAGACUUUUACAUAUCCUACCUGCAGAUGCUAAGAAGUCCCACAAGUUGGAUGAGUUUGACUUGAAGAACUUGCCCUUGAAGAAGCAAAGAGAAUUGAAGCGUAAGGCUAACAGUGCGCAGCAGACUUUCUCAUGGAAUUCGUUGUAUAUGAACCAAGACGCUGUUUUGAGCAGUGUUGCUGAUAAGUUGGGGAUGAAGAAGGCCGACUUGAUAGAUGCUGAGAACUCUUCCUCUGCUGUUAAGCAGGCCUUGGCUGAAGCGUCGGUGAUUGGUGACGUACGGAAGUUCUUUGAGGCUAGAGGUGUUGAUAUUGCCAAAUUUGGUCAAUUGAAGAGCGGUGAGCGUGAUGACCGUGUAAUACUUGUCAAGAACUUCCCAUAUGGGACCACCAGAGAGGAACUUGCAGAGUUGUUCCUUCCAUUUGGUAAGUUGCAAAGACUUUUGAUGCCUCCAGCUGGUACCAUUGCCAUUCUACAAUUUAGAGACGUUCCAAGUGCAAGAGCUGCAUUCAGCAAGAUUUCGUACAAGCGUUUCAAAGAUGGUAUCAUAUACCUUGAGAAAGGUCCAGCAAACUGUUUCACCAGAGAUGCACAAGGUGAUGAGCUAGUGGACGGUGAUGCUACUGAGGAGAUAAACGCUAAGGAAGCCAAGAUUUCUAGUGCUGAUCUACUCGAAUCCAAGGGUAACGUUGAGGGCUCUGCCGCUGCGGGUGGUGAACAAGUAGAUGAUGAUGAUGAUGAUGUCCCUGUGGGCCCAACCGUAUCGAUAUUCAUCAAGAACUUGAACUUCUCGACCACAUCGCAACAGCUAACGGAGAAGUUCAAGCCAUUUAGCGGUUUCGUGGUUGCUCAAGUGAAGACAAAGCCGGAUCCAAAGCAUGACGGCAAAACCCUUUCGAUGGGUUUCGGGUUCGCGGAAUUCAAGACAAAGGAACAAGCUGUGGCAGUUAUCAAUGCCGUGGACGGCAUGGUAGUGGACGGCCACAGGCUACAGCUCAAGCUAUCGCACAGACAAGGCACAUCUUCUGCUUCCACGUCGGACAAGAAGAAGAUGAACAAGAAGAAGAACCAGGGCAAGAUCAUCGUCAAGAACUUGCCAUUCGAAGCUACCAGGAAGGACGUGUUCGAACUAUUCAGCUCUUUUGGUCAACUAAAAUCCGUCAGGGUUCCAAAGAAGUUCGACAAGUCAGCUCGUGGUUUCGCGUUUGUCGAGUUCCUCUUGCCCAAGGAAGCCGAAAAUGCCAUGGACCAAUUGCAAGGUGUCCAUUUGUUAGGACGUAGACUAGUCAUGGAAUUCGUUGAACAAGACCCAGAAGAUGUUGAGCAACAGAUCGAAAAGAUGACCAGAAAGGUCAAGAAACAAGUCAACACCACCAAGAUUGCAUCUAUGAGAAACGCAGGCAAGCGUAAGCUCGACCUUGACGAGUUGGACGAAAACGACGGUUUGCAAGGGUGA
This is a messenger RNA of Kluyveromyces marxianus DMKU3-1042, 2694 nucleotides long. RefSeq names its product RNA-binding ribosome biosynthesis protein MRD1 (gene MRD1). The record is from RefSeq and is a predicted model, not a curated record. The transcript has a single exon. Gene Ontology annotation, molecular function: RNA binding. NCBI's taxonomy places the organism in Eukaryota, Fungi, Ascomycota, Saccharomycetes, Saccharomycetales, Saccharomycetaceae. The coding region runs from base 1 to 2694 and encodes 897 amino acids.